AAAACUACUCCAAACCCAGCGAAGAGAACAGCUCCAAACCCAGAAAGAAAAUAGAAGCUGAAGCUGAAUUAGAAAACCUACCAGUGAACAGCUUCAAAAUGUUCAAAGAGAACUGCUGGAGAACAACUCCAAAACGGCGAAGAGAACAAUAUGAAAUUCCAAAAAGAGCUCUUCGACAUUUUGGAGCCUCUCUCUGA
This is a messenger RNA of Dentiscutata heterogama, 197 nucleotides long. The record is from the annotation of a GenBank genome assembly. Lineage: Eukaryota; Fungi; Glomeromycota; Glomeromycetes; Diversisporales; Gigasporaceae.